AUGAUGCCUAACAUCAGAUGGGACGAACGAUUUAAUCUUUUGAUGAGAACCUACAGUUAUUUCCUUUUCUGCAUUCUCUUACUGGGAUCCCGUUGUAUUCAAGCAGAUCCCAAAUCCCCAUAUUGGCUAGAAACCGAUCAGUGGUCCUCAUGCUCUUCUACUUGUGGUCCGGGUGUACAGCGCAGACAAUACAAAUGCGUCUCACGUGAUAUGUACGAUAUUCUCACUGUGCAUGAUGAUAGUAUGUGCGCUAGCCAACCGCAUCCGAUCACUACAAAUGCCGGCGGUAAUCACGUUGUCGAACGUUUGUGCAAUUUGGGAGCUUGUCAAGGCUACCGCUGGCGUGUAUCACCCUGGGGUCAUUGUUCUCAGACAUGCGGUGGUUUCGGCACCAUGACACGCGAUGUGGACUGUGUGUAUACUGGGCCGGAUGGAGACGUGGUCGUGCAAGAACAUGAAGCUGGAUACUUUUGUGGGCAUUAUCCACAACCGGAGAAGCACGCAGCAUGCAAUCGGAUAGAUUGCAAACCGGAGUUUGUCCCAGAACAAUGGGGAAAGUGUAUUCAAAGUGAUCCGUGUCGACCAGGACGUCAAGUAAGACAAGUAUCCUGUAUAUCUGUCCAAGUGAAUGGAACACAUCGUCAGCUCCCCAAAGCGGCAUGCUACCUAUCCGGUCGGCCUCAGGCACGUACAUGGAGACGUUGUUUCGUAGAAGGUACAAGCAGUUGCGAAAGUCAAGAGCCCACAAUCGACACUGAUGCCAUGACUAUUGUCCAAAUGAGAAAGGCGAAAAUAUUAAAUCUGCAGGUUGGACAACAGGCCUACGUGAUACCAUUUACUCGGAUAAAUGUCCGAUGCCCGGUUCACUACUUCUCCGUUCAUGAUCUGGUUUGGAAGCAUGCGAACCAUGGGGAGGUUCGUUACACUGGUGUAUCAAAUGAACGUGUCCAAGUGGAUAAACGAGGCCGGUUGCGUAUACGCAGUUUUCGUAAUGUAGAUGCCGGCGAGUGGACAUGCAUUGCAGGUCAGAAGAAUGCCACCGUGUUCUUUACCCCGAGGACUCCGGCAGCUGGUUUCCAUGACUGGGUUCAACGAAAUCGUCUAUGGACUAAGGGUAUGAUGAGUGACGAUCCGAAGGAUAUGGCUGGUGUACAUGCAAUUGUUCAAUGGGUUGAAGGUCCAUGGAGUGCCUGUUCGGUGAGCUGUGGAGAUACGGGACAGCAGUUUCGAGUGGUUCGUUGUGAACGUGUAGAUACUCGGUUUUACCAAAUUCUAGAUGAUCAAGCUUGUUUGGACAAACUAUUGCCAAAACCGCUCAGUAGAAGAAAAUGUCUGAAGAGCAAGCGUUGUCCUGGUUGGUUUGUCGAAGGCGCUGAUCCCAGUGUAUGCACGAAUAACUGUUUGGCCGUCGAUCAAGGAUCAAUCAAAGGAAAUCUGACGUGUCGAAUUGGAAGUCAACACGUGGAUGAGAAAUUGUGUGAUUCUUCUGAGAAACCGGAUAUGACGUGUCCUAAUCCGAUUUGUCAAGUCAAAUGGAAUGUCAGUGCGUGGUCCCAAUGUUCCCGGUCUUGUGGAGGUGUCGGCGUUCGAGCCCGACAACUUGUUUGCGUUUGGUCGCAUAAUGACAGACCAGCCGGUCCUUUGUGCUAUGCUAAUCAGAUCCCCGUCCCAGAAGUGAUCGAACAAUGUGAGGCACCACCGUGUCAGCUGGGUAUGUCUUCGCCCAAAUAA
Messenger RNA from Echinostoma caproni, 1731 nucleotides. Lineage: Eukaryota; Metazoa; Platyhelminthes; Trematoda; Plagiorchiida; Echinostomatidae. The record is from the annotation of a GenBank genome assembly.